This is a messenger RNA of Zymoseptoria tritici IPO323, 1206 nucleotides long. RefSeq lists its product as uncharacterized. The transcript has 2 exons. Gene Ontology annotation, cellular component: division septum. The record is from RefSeq and is a predicted model, not a curated record. Bases 1 to 1206 code for a protein of 401 amino acids. NCBI's taxonomy places the organism in Eukaryota, Fungi, Ascomycota, Dothideomycetes, Mycosphaerellales, Mycosphaerellaceae. Gene Ontology annotation, biological process: division septum assembly.
AUGGCAGCUUUCGUGAGAGUCUCGGGACCGCCGAAUAGCAACUUCUUGGUGGGAUACCCGGGGAUUUCGGCGACAUUGCCUCGAAUAGAAGGACGAGUUGAGAUCCGUCCAGGCACAGGAGUCUCCGCUCCCGUCCAUAUAUCCCUCGUCACGGUAUCCCUCCAACGUCGCGAAUCGAUCAACCCUGCCGCCGAAUCCGUCUUCCGAUCACAGCUAUCGUCCCCACGAAAAGAGAUUACAGAUAUCGUAGGGAAGGAAAUGCUACUUUUCCGAUGUUCACCUGGAAAGGAGGCGGAGUCAGUCCUACUAAUGGACCUACCAUUCGUCAUAUUCAUACCAUACGGACGAGGAGGAGAAGAGGUCGCAAGAAGAGUACCGCCCGCAUCAUUACAACUGGACAAGCGUACGGCGGAGACCUUCUACGAGAUUGUGGUGACGGUGCAGCAAGGACACCAGGAGCAAAGGAAACACGCAUUCCCGGUGCCGAUAUCGAGAUACGACACCCUUUCGACCUUUGGCAUGUACAAUCGACCCGAAAGCGCGGAACGAGUGACGGAUCACCUGGUGACACUGGGCAUCAGUCUUCCGCGAUGGAGCUACGGCCCUCUGGACCCAGUCUCAGUCUACAUCAAACUCUCUCCGAACCCAGACUGGAUGAGCAAAGCCAAAAAAGUGCUCAUCCAAUCAAUCACAGUCGGCAUCGACGAAGAAAUCAUUUACAACCCCGAAGGCGACGAGCCCACGCGAAAAGUCAAAACCCUCGCAAAGCACCAACAAUCCGUCGGCGUCAAAAUGCCCGAAGCAGGCUACUUCACCAACCUCGGCCUCGUCUUCCCCGCCCGCGAACUCCGCGACAGCGAAGGCGUGCUCCCGCGAGCGAGAAAGGAGUUCCCCAUGUACAACGUCAGCGGCUUCACGACCACCGGCACGCUGUACAAGAUCGAGUACUACCUCACCGUGAAGGCGAAGCUGUCCUCCGCAAGGGAUAUCUUGCUGAGGCAGCCGAUUGUGGUGUGUCCGUUUGAUCACGCGGGGUGUAAAGAGGAGAUGGAGGCGAUUGAGCAGGCGGCGAAGGACGCGGCGCAUAUUUCUCCGGAUAAUCCCAUGUUGCCGGCAGCGUCGAUUGUUAAGGCGAAUGAUCCGGCGGGGUUGAGGGCGCUUGGGGUGACGAUGAUUGGGAAUCAGAGGAAGCCGUUGAUUGAGUGA